AUGGCUUUUACACCCGUUGCCAGGCCGUCUGGCAAGUUUGCGCAUUGGAAUACGUUCCCUUUCAUGACCGCCCCGAAAACUAAAUAUUACUCCGCUCAACUCCAGUCGCCACUCUUUCGUCUUCCUCGAGAGGUUCGAGAUGUUAUUUACGAAUACUACCUUCUCGAGAAUGACGGUUACCACUACGACAGCGAGAUCGACAAACUGCUGUACCACAAGCCGUCAAUAUCGCCUAAGCAAGUCGUUCGGCUAGGUCUACGGAUCACAUGUCGCAUCGCUGCAGAAGAGAUGAGAGACAGUGCCAUCGGAAAAAUCCACUUCUACCCCAAGCGUUCAUUCAAUGACGGGAAAGAAUACAUGAACCGACAGAAAUGUCGCAUACUAGUAUGCGCUGCCGAGUUACUACACCCUGACGAUCUGGUCGACAUAGACAGCCAAUUCCCCACAGUCAAGCACUGGUUCCACGCACCUCUGAACCAGGCAGUUACACAUCGAACGGACGAGCUUGGUACAUCGGAUGACAGUUGCAAAGAAGUCCUUAGCCAGUCGUUCAGCGAUGCUCUCCAACAUGCACUAGUACUAGCGAAAAACCGACAUCCGUCAAGAUUUGCAGAGCUUACACGUGAGACCUUCGGUCUCGGUGACUGUCCCAUCAGAUCGAGUACGUUAGGUUUCGUGCAGAACAACCUAUUCGUACAGGGAGCUCUAUCCGACAUAUAUCACUGGCAUCCUACGCCGUGGUCCAUCCCGGGAGAUAAAGAGUUGUCAAAACUUGAAAGACUUAUUUGUGAGCCUGGCGAUUUAGACAAUUUGCUCCCAACUACAGACGAAGGCGUCUUCUACUUCCCCGAUAUCACAGAACAUUUCCAUGCUGCGCGUUACCGUUGGUACUUUUCUGCUGCCGCUGUGGCGAUUGAGUUUUGCUCUGAUUAUGUGUCUGGUUACGAAGAGGAGUGCAUUUACAGUGAAGACUGUUUCGAAGUGCUGAUUCCAUGGAUCGAGGAAGCACUUCUGCUACCAUCCCUUGGGAUGCCUGUGCAGUCAUUUCAACUUGUUGUAGAUGGCGAUGCAAGGGAAUCUUCAGAGUUCUGGCACAUGCUUAAAUACGCUGCCGCUACGCAGCAGGCCCGAUACAGGGGGCUACAGCUCAACGGUAUAGACCUGCCCACCGGGGAGUUGCGCCCGAUGUACGAUGGUGAUUAUGCAGUUUGGGACUUCCCUUCAGGAUUCGCAAGCAUGGUCCGCGAUAUCUGUCAGGGUAACUCAAUCGUAAGGUAUAAUGGAGACGUGGGCGAGCUUUGGGACGAAGACAAAUUCUUCUCCGAAAGGAAGGAUUGGACAGAAUUGCAAUGGGAGACGGACUGGAAUGAGACCAUCGACCAGGGCAUCGUCUCGAACUUCUGGCCGAAGGUUUCAGAGCGUUAUCUCAAGGGACGCUCCCCAUACUAG
Alternaria conjuncta is the source of this 1449-nucleotide messenger RNA. RefSeq lists its product as uncharacterized. The coding region runs from base 1 to 1449 and encodes 482 amino acids. Lineage: Eukaryota; Fungi; Ascomycota; Dothideomycetes; Pleosporales; Pleosporaceae. The transcript has 3 exons. The record is from RefSeq and is a predicted model, not a curated record.